Vitrella brassicaformis is the source of this 4824-nucleotide messenger RNA. The record is from the annotation of a GenBank genome assembly. NCBI's taxonomy places the organism in Eukaryota, Vitrellaceae.
CCACUGCAGCCACACAGAUGCCACACAGAUCAGCGUGGGGUCAUGAGUGUUUUAAGUCGGUGUGUCUGGAAGUACUUGAGAGCUCGAUGGUCAGCGGACAGCGGCUCCAGAUCUAGGCAGAUUUGCCAAGCUCGCAGUGUUCUGUCGAGUCAAGCAGGGUCUGUCGAGUCAUCCCUUCUCUCUCCCCUUCCCUCUCCCAGGUGCGCGUGGAUGUGCGAGGGAGAAACGUUUUGGAAAGCACGUUUGCUUACGUACUUCGUUUCGCUUCGGUUUCCUCUUCUCCCGCGUCAGAUCUGGCGGCCGAGCUGCAUGAAGACAGUCAUGAGUACUGCCCCGCCUCCAUACGCUCCCGAGUGGUCUGCUGAUGACGCCAAGCAAGUGAACGUGACGGUGCAGCCGGUGUCCAACCCUCACGUCUACGGACAGCCGCUCACAAUGGAUCCGGGCACUGCCCCGCCUCCAUACGCUCCCGAGUGGUCUGCUGAUGACGCCAAGCAAGUGAACGUGACGGUGCAGCCGGUGUCCAACCCUCACGUCUACGGACAGCCGCUCACAAUGGAUCCGGGCAAGGACACAGCGGCCCUCGGGAAACCUGCCGCAACAUCCUCGUCGGGGUGCUGGCGCUGCAUCUUGGAUGAGCAUGGCAAGAUCAGGCUGUGGGCGUGCUGCCUCAUAGGCCUUCUGGUCAUCUUGGUGAUCGGUGGCAUCGUCGGGGUCAUCCUCGCGAAGACACUCGGGGGUGACGCGUUCGGCGGCGACACGGUCGACCUGGUCAUACAGAGUGCCAACACCAAGGAGCUUUGGCUGCAGCGAAUGGUAUGCAUGUCGUAUGGACGAAUGCAGCGGACGAGGCGAUUUGUGAGGUCGUUUGCAUCUGUAUGUGUUAUGGCUAUGGCUGGCAGGUCGAGGACUUCAACCGUGAGCAGGAAAAGCAGCACCGCCGCAGACGCCUCCAAUCGGCCCCCGACAACGGGACCAACGACACCAAACGGAUUGUGGCCAAGGUCAGUGGAUGAGCGACUGACGCCGUGACCUUCCACACCUCCCGCUCUCCUCUCUGCGCAUCGUUGCAUCCGUCGAUUGCAUGAGCAGGUGCAUCACACGGGCAGCACGUACGACGAGAGCCUCAAGCCCAACAUCUGGUCGCCAGCCAACCGCCUGUGGGUGCGCCUCAAGAACGAGGAGACGGGGGCGGUGGCCAUCGUGUCCGACAUCGACAACCUGUGCUUCUCCACCACAACCAUCCCGCUGGGCCUCGCCAUCUGGAGGAAGCUCGCGACGGCACUCGGAUGGCCUGAUGCUGACAUUGGCUGGAAAGACAUCGCGGAUUUGGCCAAGGUGGGGGAGAAUAUCGAUCGGCGUGUAGGUAUCUGCUCUUUGUUGUAUUCGUCCAUAGAAUGAAAGCGGCUGGGGUGCGGUGGAUCCAUCCCUGGCGGUCCGCGGUCGGUUCUCGUACGGCCAUGGGCAUCCCGAGUCGUCCAACAGCGGCCGCCUUAGCUUCCUCGCAUCCAUAUACGCAUACCGAGGGGGGGAGGACCCGCUGCAAGCCGACGAUCUGAAAGGUGUGUCGACUGGCCAUACGAGCAGGGGUGUCUUUGGUUCGUGUGUCAUCUGCUUUGUGCUGGGACGGCAGAUGCGGAGAUUGUGGCGUCUAUCCGGUCGCUGGCCAGAUCGGUGACACACAUGGGACAUGUAAGUGAGAGCAGCGCACCAGCGGUGGAUCGAUGGUGUGGAUUUGUGUGUGUGUGUGUGUCGUGUCAGAUUGACACCGACAUCUUGGCAAGGUGGGUAGUUCAUCGAUCGAUGUGCUCUGGUUGUUCGUCCAUGUGUGUGUCGCUGCUCGAGUGUGCAGGAUGGUCGAGCGAGGCCCCGGCUACCUCAACGCCGUCGUAAGCCGACAUGCAGGACAGCACGAUGCGCGCACGGCUGCGUAUUCCUGCACAACCUGCAGGCCAACUAUGAGUCCAACGUCAUCAGCUGGAACAAAGACAAGGCCGCCGAACUGAGUGAGUGGGGCUGUAAAGGUCAUCUACAGCACCGUCGGCUGUUUAUGGAUCCAUCUUUUUCUGCUGCUGUCUGUUUUUCAUUGUGCAGGUGCAUGGGAUGACGGUACACACACACAUGGAUGAUGGAAAACGAACGCAUCGAUCGAUAUGUCAGAACCGGCGGCCGUUCUCUGUCUGUCGCACAUGUCUGUCUGCAGACUUCGUCUUCAUCUACCCAUCGGACGGCACGUAAGCAGACAGAAAUGACCACUGAUUAUGUGUUUCGUUCCCUGAAAGGACGUCACACGACGUCACACGACAGGUACUGGAUGGACCACCCGUUCUGUGUGGUCGACGGCGUUGAAUGGACCACCGAUGAACAGGUCCGCCCCUCAAUCCAUACUCACGGCGUGCCCGUGUCCUUCCCCAUGGAUCUGUGGCUGCGUCCUUCCCCGCUCGUUUAGGCUGAGGCUGCUCUGACGUUCAUCCGCUAUGUCACUGACAAGGACAGAAACGACAUGCUGCUGGACUACGGCAUCAGACCCUUCAGCGGGCGAAGGGAGGUCUCAUCGGAAGGUAAGGUAACUCAGUGGCGUGCAGAGAGAGAGCACUGAACUGAUGCUAGCUAGCAUCACAUCUCCCUCUCUCUCGUGUCUCCGUCUGCUUGGAUAGGGUUUCCUCCGUUUACGCGAGAGAAUGGCGUGAUCCCGACCAAGAACCCCACGAACGUGCCGCAGCUGCCCUUCCCCGACACCUCCGUCAUCAGAGCCGUCAUUGACACGUGGAAGGCCAACAAGAAGCCGGCCGUGGUCAGUGAGUGAGUCUGUCAGGCACCGCACCCAUCCCACGAUGAUGAUGAUGAUGGCCAUCCUUGUCUUGUCUGCCUGCAUACACACGCGUGUGUUGUGUUGUGUUGUGUUGUGUUGUGCAGGUGGUCCUGACUGUCGACACGUCUGGGUCGAUGAGAGGCGGCAAACUGCAGGAAAUGAAAGCAGGUACACUAGCUGCCAUGGUGUGGUGGGCGAAAGCGCAGGAGCGACAUGACGCCUGAUGGUUGUUUCUGUGGUCGGUUCUGUCAGCUGUUGGCGAGUUCCUGAAUGCCAUGCAGCCGCAUGACGAGGUGCGCACCCUCGGACGGCCGGAUCGAUCAUCCCAACCAUGUCUUUGUUUCUUUAAUGUGUGUCUGUUGGCUGCUCGGUGUGCAGCUGUAUCUGAUCCGCUUCUCGGAGGAUGUGCAGUUGCUCGAGCAGCAGUCUGGUGAGUGGUGGGUGGGUCAGCCACACGGACGAACGGCCAACACAUUCGUAUAGACAGUUGUUGCUGUCUUUCUGUGCUGUUGAUGCAGGGCUGAUUGGCGAGAAGAGGGACGAACUCCUGGCGGUCGUCGACAACUUUGUGGCCGGUGAAUAAGAUGCGAUAAACACAUCACACACAAGGCUGUGCGCUGAUGGACGGAUGCACUUGUCCGUGCGUGUCUUCUCCCUUUACCGCUCCAUGCGUCGCGUCAGGUGGUGCGACGGCCCUGUACAACGCCACCCGUGACAGCCUGGAACUGAUCGCCGCCAUGCGGGCUGCUGCAAACGACACCUUCGACAAAUCAUGGGACGUCGUCAUCAUGACCGACGGCAUGGACGAAGGUGAGUUGAGUCAGUGAGUGGGGGAGGAGGGAGGCACGGACCCAUCUCACUCCCUGACGUGUCUGGCUGCCUGCCUCCGUGUGUGCAGGUGAGAACCACAUCAGCAAGGACGAGGUCUACUCGAUGUUGCCUGGAAGCGAAGACCCCACUGGUAUUUUCUGGAUGGCAUUGCACACACAGAAAGAGGGAGAGAGGAAAGGCCUUUCGAUUUGUGGCCCUCCGUGUGUGUCGUUGUGUGUGUGUGUGCAGCUGUGCACAUCUACAGUGUGGCGUUUGACUUCAACGACAACUCGGCCCAGGCCCAGGCGGGCCGCGACUUCCUCCGAACCAUAGCUGAGGACAGCAACGGCAAAUACUUCGCCCCCGACGCACGCAGCCUCAGCCUCGUCUACAACCUCAUCUCACAGGAAUUCUGAUCGACCGACCUGCCGUGUGUCCACGUGUGCGUGUGCCUGUGUGUGUGUGUGCCUGUGAGGGUGUCGUCGUCUGUCAAUCGUCGAUGGAUUGGGCCCGGUGCAUGUAUGUGUUUCGUGUUGUGGGAAUGAGUAUGAGUGCAUGUAUGUGUAUGUGUGGUGUCACCACAACCAAGGUCGGUCUGCUUUUUGCGACCACUUCAUUCAUGAGUCAGUCGAUCUGCACUGAACUGAAUGGGGUAACUGACAGAGUGAGUGGAUUGUACCUUUCAUGCGCUCUGCCCCACACCCCUGUAUGUAGCAUAUCGGCCGCAGCCAGCCCAGCCGGUCCGACAGACAUUACUCGUAGGCCAUAAGUCAGUCAGUCGCCCUGCAAGUACGUUACGUGAGCCCUGUCUGCGUGCACUGACUGCAUGGCAUGUGUGUGGUUUUCUAGUCGAUACCCCCACACACAAGGGAGCGACGAACGAGGCAAGGCGGGCUGCUUUGUUUGUUCAAACCAACCUUCUUUGCUCAAGUCGUCUGCCUGUCUGUCCUGUCAGAUUUGUUUGUUCAAGUGACGCCUUUGUUUGCUCAAGUGUCUCGUAGAAGUGAUGCUUCGACCAGUCGUCAUGUGUCUGCCGUCGUCUGCACUUUUUGUGCGGGUAUCAGUGAGGAGGGAGGGGGAGAGGGGGGAUGGCCACACAUUGCUACAGACGAUUCUGUGAUCGUACCCACGUACCCACAGAGGACUCAGACAAGGGGCGAAAACAUGCUGACGCACACUAUGGUUGUUCCGGUAACGUUGCC